AUGCCAAAAAAUCAUUACAAUUCAACUAAAAAUAAAUACCAUAAGACAACUAUAGAACUUCCUUAUGCUUAAAAUGUUAUACCUGUAAAAUAAGGAAUACAUAAUUUAAUUGAGAAAGCAGAGAAGCUUUUAAGAGAAGAAAGUAAUAAAUCAAAAUUAUAUUAGAAUUUUCUUCUAUCCAUUUAGUUGCUUAUGAUAAAACAGCCCCCAGUGCUUUAAUGAUGGCUAAAAUCUUGAAAGAUAAAUUUCCUAAACUUCAUGAAGUAUAGAGUUUAUUUUAAUUCAUUCUAGAUUACUUUAAUUGAAAGCAUUGAGAAAUUUUACCAUUAUGAACCAUUAGAGGAGGGAUUAAUCGAUGUUAAUAUUAGUGUAAAAAUUCCAUCAAUCAUUAUAAAACUUACAUUUAAUCCAACCUAAGAAGAAAUGGCAAAACCAGGAUAUUAAAGAUCGUUAUUUGAUGAAAGAUCUGCACAAUUACUUAAAUAUCAAGAUCCUAUGAUGAGAGAACUAUAUGAUAAUUCAUCAGCAGCUGAUACAUAACAAGAAGAAAGUUAAGAAGAUGAAGAUUAGGAAUAAAUAGAAGAGGAUUAAGUUGAUAAUAGAGAGGGUGAAAGAUAUUAUAGAAGUUAAGUAGAUUUUAGAUCUUCUUUAUAAGAAUCAAUGAUUAAGCAUAAGGAUAUUUUUGCAACACCUUAAUAAGAUUAAAUUGGUCAAUCUAAUAAAAUAAGAACAUAAGAUUAAAAUUAUAGAUAAGAGUUUGAUAUGUAGUAAAAUAAGAAUUAAAAAUAUGAUAACAGACAAUAGGAGUAUUUUCAUUAUGCUCAUAACUUUAAACAUUCUAAAGUACCUGAUGAUGAUGAUGGCUUUGAAGAAAUAUCAAUCCCAAGACAAAAUUAAUAUUCAAAUUCUAAUUCUUAGAAAUUCUAACAUUAGCCUCCCUACCAAUAAUAAAGAUAAUAAUAUGAUCCAAAUUAAUAAUAUUAAUAAGAUUUUGUGAAUUCUGGAUAAUAUCAGAAUAAUUAUAACAAACCAGUUAGAAAUACCGAAUAAAGAAAAAAAAGAUUGGAAGAAUAACUUACAGAUUCUUAAUCAUAAUUUUUUAAUCAAUCUAAUAUAUCUACACAGUAAUUUGAUAGAACCUAAGGGAGCUUCCAAAAUUAAGAUGGAUUUGGUUAAUUUAAUUAUCCAAAUUCAAAGUCUAAUUUUAUUAGAGAAGAAAGGAAUAUGAUCAACAUGGAAUAAUAAAACACACAGAAUUUUAAUUUAAAUAGGGAUAUAAGGGAUGAUAGAGAUAUGAGAGAUAAUAGAGAUAAUAGGGAUAACAGAGAUAAUAGGGAUAAUAGGGAUAAUAGAGAUAAAAGGGAUAAUAGGGAUAAGAGGGAUAACAGAGAUAAUAGGGAUAAUAAAGAUAAUCGAGAUAGAAGGGAUAACAGAGAUAACAGAGAUAAUAGAGAUAAUCGAGAUGGAAGGGAUAACAGAGAUAACAGAGAUAAUAGGGAUAAUAGAGAUAAUCGAGAUGGAAGGGAUAACAGAGAUAACAGAGAUAAUAGAGAUAAUCGAGAUGGAAGGGAUAACAGAGAUAAUAGAGAUGGAAGGGAUAACAGAGAUAAUAGAGAUAAUAGAGAUAAUAGAGAUAAUAGAGAUAACAGAGAUAAUAGAGAUAACAGAGAUAAUAGAGAUAGAAGGGAUAACAGAGAUAAUAAAGAAAAGAGGGACAACAAAGAAAAAAAGGAUUAUAGGGACAAUAAAGAUAAUAGGGAAAAAAAUUAUAAUCAGAACAAUUAGGAGAAAAGAAAAAAUAACGAUAAUAAGGAUUAAAACUAUAAGAAUAAGGGAGGAAUCAAAUAAACAGGAUAAAAUGAAAUAAUCAACAAUUUGGAUAAAAGAAGAGAGCUAAACGAGAAAAUGUGUACUCCAAUGUGA
This is a messenger RNA of Paramecium pentaurelia, 1923 nucleotides long. The record is from the annotation of a GenBank genome assembly. Lineage: Eukaryota; Ciliophora; Oligohymenophorea; Peniculida; Parameciidae.